Messenger RNA from Lymnaea stagnalis (great pond snail), 3963 nucleotides. Lineage: Eukaryota; Metazoa; Mollusca; Gastropoda; Lymnaeidae. The record is from the annotation of a GenBank genome assembly.
GAAACGAAAAACGUAUGUUUUGAGGAAUGAAGGCGGCAGCCGUUCAGCUCGAAAACACACCAAAAUAGUGAUCCAAAUAAGCUUUAAUAAAAAAGAUUUAACAGUUCAGGCAGAUAAACAAAACAUGACAAUACAAAAACUUGUUAAACGAAUACUUAACCGUAUGCAUAUCUCCCUUUUUAGACAAGAAUCAUCGUCGUACCCCCACCAUCGUCAGGGUCAAGAUCAGGUAGGCCGCUAGGCUAAGCCACUACUAACGGCUAAACUUUACUUACUACUAAACUCAAAGAAGACUAAGAUUAAGAUGAAGGGCUAAUGCUAAUGCAGAUAAUUGUUGCCAUUAGGGAUACAUUUAGAGGUUAGGUUUGGGGCUUAGGGAUACAUUAGGGUUCAGAUUAGUUUAGGGCACAGUACAUUUAAAUUUAGACUAUGAAUCAUUUAGGGUUCAGGUUAUUUUUAGUGACAGUGAAUUGUAAAAGUUCACAGGUCGUGGCAACCAAGAAGGCGGAUGUGUGAGACGUCAUGCCACCAAUUGUCUGCAUUUACCUGAUGAAGAGUUGAGAUUUCUUAAGGAGUUAAUACUUACGACUUCGAUUAUGGACUAUUAUUGACUAUUAGCAUUGCCCCAAAAAAAUCAACACUGUCAACACACAUAAGAUUAGAAAGAAUCCUGAUUUAUAGUAUUGACAAUUUGUUUCUAAAUUAAUUAUCUUAUUUACUAACCUAAACUUACUUAAUUUAAACUUAUUUAUUAAAAUUAAGUUAAGUCGGAGUGUAAUUUUAAGAAAGGCUAGGUAGGCGUCACACGUAGAGCAAAAGACUUCCUUAGAGUUAGACAUCAUUAGAAGAGUCAAGACUACUAAAAAGCAAAGGACUUUAAAAGAGUUAUAAUUUUCUUUUUUUAAAUCAUUUUGUUUCAAGGCUCUGCAAUAAUAAAUAAUUAUUAAUUAGUUGUAUAGUUAAUAUAGGCCUAGCCCUAUACUAUGAGCCUGACUUCGUGCCCAUGAGCAUGGGUGGCCACCCCAUUCCACUUGAAUUUUUGGUACAGGUGGUUUUUCAGUAGGUUUGCAGUUGCAGGCUGGAACAGUGAAAUAUAUUUUUUUUAAAAUGAUUUUAAAGAAAUGUUUAAUGGAUGUCUCAGAUAAAGGUGAAUACUUUUUUUAUACUGCAUCUAAAGCUGAUGUGUUCCUUUUAUUUUAUUAAAUUUUAAAAAUAGAUACAUAGGAUAGUGGAUCACUUUGCUUCUAUAAAUGAAACUGCAGGUAAAAAAGUUUUGGAACUUGCAGAUAAUCAUUAUGUCAAUUAUUACAACCUUAGGGGGCAUCCUUAAAUGAGGGCACACUAUGUAGGCUGAUUUUUACCCCCUCCCCCAUCCACUAUGUCAUGUGUUUGUUACAAAGGUUAGAAACCCUCAUAAUACAUUGCCACACAUUUUCAACCUCCCCAACCCCAAAUGUGUGAUUUCAUUUAUGGAUGGCCCCUUGUCCUUAAAGGAAUUAUUAUGAAAACAAAACAUGUUUGUUGAUGGCCUUAAAAUGAAGCUUAUUAUUGUUAUAAAUACUAAUAUAAAUAAUAAUGCUGAGUUUAACUUAUAAAUUUAUAGGCCUAAUGGUUUUGUGGAUUUUAGUUUGCUUACAGAUGUUUUGUUUCAAAGUCAAAAUUUCAAGAAAUAACAGAUGAUGUUAAAUUUGAAGAUGAAGAAAAGAUUUUGAAUCGCCUAAAUAAUUUUACUUCAGAACAAUUUAGGUAGGUCAGCUAUUCAUUCAAGUGAUGGUUCUCAACCUUUUUGACUUACUGAGCCCUUAUAAAAUCAAUUUCUGUUGGGGAGCACUUUCACUUACCCUAUGUCUUACAAGUUUAUAGUGUUUAGGAGUUUCCUGAAGUGGCCAUGGAGCACCUUGAAGCUUCAUGUACCACAAAUUGGGAACCACUGCAUUGAAGUGAAAAUCAAACUUAAAUGUAUCAGAAUAACUUAAUUUUUAGUAUUUAUUUUGCAAGUAUGUCUUUAUGAUAAAUUCUUUUGCAUUGUAAAAUUAAUAUUUAUAUACAUUUAUAGUAAUUAUAUUCUGUAAGCAACACACUCUCUUUACUAUAAUAUGCUAAUGUCCUGUGGCAUUAUUAUGUUUAUGGAUUCAUAAGAUUUUUGUUUACGAUCUUUUAUUGUAGAUUUUGAUUAUUUUUCUACUAUAUUCCCACUUUUAAUAUUUUUUAUAAAUAUAUAUUCUAUUUUCAUUAUUUUUAAUUUAAAACUUGUCUUUCCAGACAUCAAAUGCAGGUCACGUUUGCAUUGUCUGAGGAACUUUGCAAACACAGAGAAGCUAAUGGACCAUAUUUAACAUUGCUUGAUCUCAAGAAAGUAAAAAGUGUGGGUCCUCAAAGAUUUAUUGAGUUAUGUAAUAGGCUGAAAUCAGAACCCUUGGAAGCCCCAAGUGGGAAUAGUGCAAAGAAAGAACGAAUUAAGCAAAAGAGUGAAAUACCAGCGGAAAAAUAUUUCACACCUGAACCUGAUUCAGAAUUUUUAAAGGUAUUUGUAAUUCAUUAAGUAGUUCAUGGAAGUCUUUGAAAGUAACAUUAUUAUAUUAAUAAUACAUACAGUUGUAGGAAAACUAGCCAAGACUUCUGGGCAGAAAAGAAAGCACUGUAAUAUACUGAAUUUAAAGUGUCAGAAUUCCUAACAAAAGUUAACUUUAAUUAUCCACGCUGUACAAAAAAGUAUUUAAAAAAUGAAGGAAUUACAAGCCAAAUUUAUCAUUGAGUUAUUUAUUGCCAAACAACAUAUGUCAAUAUUUUAAUUAUUCCUUUUUUUUGACUAGUCAAUUUCAACAGUAACAAGUUUAGCAGUGUGUAUAGAUGGUGUAUAUUAUACACAUAUGUCUAAAGAUCUUAAGGUGCAUGAUUGGAAUCAUAUUGCUUUACCAGGAUCUGAUCACCACAAGCUCCCUGCAUUUCAAAUUUUGCAGCAGGUAAGGAAGAAUUAACCAAACAAAAAUUAAGAAAUUAAAACUUAACAUAACAUAAUAAUUAAUGACACAUAUUCAAAUUAACAUUAUCCAAAGUAACUUUUUACUGUUUUUUAAUAGAAGUGAAAUAAUAAUCUAUAUUUUUAUUAAAAAAAUGAAAGUUUAAAUUAAUGUUAUUGGCUAACAUACAAAUAAUAUUGCAUGAGCUCUAUAUAAUAUAUGCAUUUACUUAAUAUGUAAAAAAGCUAAUGUGUAAUAGCUUUAAUGAGGUUUCAUUUUUUUUCAAAACUAAUCUAUUUUAAGCUGUACAUCUGUCAACUAUUUCCCAUGUGAAUGUUUUUUAUUGACUCUAAUGUUUCACUUUCUUUCUAGGCUCUGUCCAUUGUUGAUAAGCUCCCUAAGUCAAGUAUCUAUUUAAAUGAAAGUUCCUUUCAUAGAAAACCCAACCCCGCCAACAUGCCAUCACUAAUCUUCAUUGCACAGCUUCAAAUGGCACUCCAGGUCCUACUUAACAAAGACCUCAAAGAGACCCAGCAGCAUAAAGUUUUUGCUGUGAAGAAUACCUUCAUCAUUAAAGCCCUCGAUCUUCGUGUCGGCGGAGAGAGAAUCAGUGGUCAACAUAUCAUCAAACUUAUUGAAGACGAACAGUAUCACGAUAAAGUAUCAAUGGACCCUGAACUUUGGCAGCACUAUCACAUGCUUGCUAAUCAAAUCCUCAGGGAAAGAUAUUCUAACUGUUUGCUGAUGGCUUUAGUCUUUUGGCAGAAGUUUGUGAACAAGUCGCUGAGUAAUGAGGGUGGGACUGAUAUGUUAAAUAAUUAGAUAAACAGAAAUAAUUCUGAAAAUAUUUAUGUACAAAUUACAAACUAUUAAGUGUGGCAAUUAGGGUAUCCAUCUAAUGUAACAGUGUGACAUUCUUUAAUUUAUUUACUUUAAAGAAAUAAAAAGGAAUUUUGAUAUUUUAAACUUUUAUUGUCUGCUUUAUUAUUAAACACCACACACU